This is a messenger RNA of Nicotiana tabacum (common tobacco), 971 nucleotides long. NCBI's taxonomy places the organism in Eukaryota, Viridiplantae, Streptophyta, Magnoliopsida, Solanales, Solanaceae. The record is from RefSeq and is a predicted model, not a curated record.
AGAAAAUGAUAGAUUUAGAGGACAUUGACAUGUCAAACUUUCUAUCGAUCCAAGCAUGAAAUGAACCAAAAAACACAAUAUUUUUCCACUAUAUUCUUAAGAAACCUCUUCAUCCACAAUUUAUUAGAGUAUUUGUUCAUUUCUUUCAAUCAAAACGCCACCAAUCUUCCCUCUUUUUAUCGAACAUCUCAUGUAAACCGUUGACUUCCAAAUCCUUUAAUUAAUUGGACCACUUCCUUUUAUUCUUAUACCAAAUGGCUAACCAAACCAUAUCCACUCCAAAUAAUUCUCUUAAAAUUAAACCAUCUCUUUUCAUAAGACCAUGAAUAACACCACCAUCUCCGAUCCAACUUCCGGCGAUGGCGGGUUCCUCGGAUCGGAAAAAAUUGGAGGGUUCGGUUAUACAGUUGGUGUUUCAGCUGGCAUUGUUCUAUUGAUUGCAACUAUAACUUUCACUUCAUACUUUUGUACAAGAAAUCAAAGAACACCACUACGAACGGCUAAUCGAAACGAACAUAGUUGUGUGGUGGAAAUGGGAAUUGAUGAAAAAACACUUUUGAGUUAUCCAAAGUUGUUGUACUCUGAAGCUAAGGUCAAUUACAAGGACUCAACAGCUAAUUGUUGUUCAAUAUGUUUGGCGGAUUACAAUAGUAAGGACAUGCUUCGAUUGUUGCCAGAUUGUGGACAUUUGUUUCACUUGAAAUGUGUCGACCCAUGGCUGUUAUUGAAUUCAAGCUGUCCAGUUUGUAGAAAUUCUCCAUUGCCAACUCCUUUGUCCACUCCUUUGGCUGAGGUUGUUCCUUUCGCAAGUCGACCUUCCGGAUGAAUACACUUGUACUACAUUAUUUAUGUAAGAGUUUUCAAAAAUGGUUUAUAAUAUUGUGGACUACUCCAUUUAUUGCAUGCCAUAAAGUUGAGAUUUUUUUUUUAAAGUUCUAUUGUCCUCUGUAAAGAGGAGUGAUGACAUAGGA